UUUUAUUUAGUUUUAUUUACAGCUUUGUAUAAACGUAAUUUAAUAUAUAAUUCUUAUCAUUCACGUAGAUUAUACGUAAUCAAGUAACUGGUUUUAAUAAUAGCAACCUUCAAUUUUAUGUUACGCCCAAUGUCCGACGUGAAUGUUAGAGCAGGGCUGGAAUGCAUCCUGAAGCGAAUAGAUGAAGCCUACGCUAGGAGAAACACGCCCAACAAACAGCCAAAGCCGCUACUGGUAGCAGUUAGCAAAACAAAGCCGGUGGAAAUGAUCAUCGAAGCAUACACCACUGGUCAGCGACACUUUGGAGAAAAUUAUGUCAAAGAACUAGUAGAAAAGGCACAGCAUCCAGAUAUUUUGCAACAAUGUCAAGAUAUCAAAUGGCAUUUCAUUGGUCAUCUACAAAACAACAAAAUCAAUAAGAUUCUUAAACUUCCUAAUCUGUAUAUGAUUCAGACUGUCGACAGUGAAAAAUUAGCCAUAGGACUAAAUACCGCUUGGGAAAAAGUACAAACCGAUCAAAAACAGCUUCUAUCAGUAUUAAUACAAGUGAAUACCAGCGGCGAAGAAGCAAAGAAUGGUGUACAUCCAAAUGAAGCUCCAGCGCUAUACAAGUAUAUAAAAGAGAAUUUGAAGUAUCUUAAACUAGAAGGUGUUAUGACUAUUGGAGCAUUUGGCUUUGACUAUUCCACUGGUCCAAAUCCAGAUUUUGUUUCACUUAUGAAGGUACAACGUCAAAUAUGCGAAGAAAAUAAUAUAGAAUCGGAUGCUGUGCAGGUGUCCAUGGGCAUGUCAGAUGACUUUGAGAAUGCGAUCGAAGCUGGAAGUACCAUUGUUCGAGUUGGUAGUGCAAUUUUCGGAUUUCGGGAAAAGAAGAAUGGUUAAAUGAUUUUGAUAAAAAUUUGAUAAAUGUAUAAAAAAUAUUUGUUAUUGUAUAAUAUUACCCUAAAGUAUACAGAUGUUUGCAAUAAUCUAAAAUUAAUAACUUGGUUCUAAAAUGUCGGGGUUUAAAUAAAUCUUAGCUUUUGUUUAUUCUUUGUA
Molecule: messenger RNA, 1038 nt
Organism: Ceratitis capitata (Mediterranean fruit fly)
Lineage: Eukaryota; Metazoa; Arthropoda; Insecta; Diptera; Tephritidae
Product: pyridoxal phosphate homeostasis protein
Exons: 5
Coding region: 118-882 (254 amino acids)
Cellular component (GO): intracellular anatomical structure
Molecular function (GO): pyridoxal phosphate binding
Source: RefSeq, a predicted model, not a curated record